Molecule: messenger RNA, 489 nt
Organism: Symbiodinium necroappetens
Lineage: Eukaryota; Dinophyceae; Suessiales; Symbiodiniaceae
Source: the annotation of a GenBank genome assembly
GAGCUGCCUAGCCAUGCAAUCCCACAGCGGCUCGCGAUUCUGGAUAAUUUGCCUCUUCUUCCCAGUGGAAAAAUCGAUCGCCAGAAGCUGCUGGCAGGUCCGCCACCACCCCCCCUUGCCGAUGCCACUUCCAAGACUUCCUCGACGGAGGCGGAAGGAUCGCUGCGGCAGACGGUGGCGGAGCUGGUGGAACGAGCAACCGGUGUGGCAGUGGAGGACUCGGACGAGCUGACUGCGCUGGGCAUCGACUCGGUGAGUGCUGUGCCUCUUGCAGAGCUGCUGUCCACAAGCAUUCUGCACGGUGCCGCGGUGCCCUUGGAAGACCUCUAUGUGUACAGCACGAUGGCUUCGCUCUGCGUCUACUUGGAAGGUCGCCUUGAGGAGAUUGGGAAGUCGAAGAGGCCCGGCACCGGACGGCGCUAUGCCGAGAUCAAGAAGGGAGCACGGCUCAGUUUCGGAGCCUGCGCGCGGUUUGCUGUUUCCCGUUAA